This is a messenger RNA of Neoarthrinium moseri, 906 nucleotides long. RefSeq lists its product as uncharacterized. Bases 1 to 906 code for a protein of 301 amino acids. Lineage: Eukaryota; Fungi; Ascomycota; Sordariomycetes; Amphisphaeriales; Apiosporaceae. Gene Ontology annotation, biological process: proteasome-mediated ubiquitin-dependent protein catabolic process. Gene Ontology annotation, cellular component: nucleus; cytosol; proteasome regulatory particle, base subcomplex. The transcript has 2 exons. The record is from RefSeq and is a predicted model, not a curated record. Gene Ontology annotation, molecular function: polyubiquitin modification-dependent protein binding.
AUGCCUCUCGAAGCAGUGAUGAUCAUUGCUGACAACAGCGAGAGCUCCCGCAAUGGCGACUACCAGCCCACCCGCUUCGACGCCCAGGCCGACUCCAUCAACAUCCUCUUCGACUCCAUCACACAGGGCAACCCGGAAUCCUCGGUAGGCCUGAUGAGUAUGGGCGGCAAGGGCCCGGAGGUCCUGUCGACCCUGACUACGGAGCGCGGAAAGCUGCUAGACGGCCUGCACCGCACCAAGAAGAAGAUCUCGGGGACCUCACAUCUUGCCACCGGCAUCCAGAUCGCUAGUCUGGCCCUGAAGCACCGACAGAACAAGUCCCAACGUCAACGAAUCAUCGUCUUCGUCUGCUCCGACGUGACCGACGACGAGAAGAAGCUGGUGUCCCUUGCCAAGAAGAUGAAGAAGAGCACAAUCGAUAUCGACUUCGUACUAUUCGGCGACCUGGACGACGAUGAAGUCCACAAGAAGCUCGAGGCAUUCAACAAUGUCGUCAAGGGCAACGACAACUCACAUCUGGUCGUCAUACCGCCCAGCGGCAAGCUGCUGAGUGACCAGCUGAUAGCCUCCCCCAUCAUGAUGGGUGCGAAUGCCGGCGCCGGCGCUGGUGCCGGCGGCGAAGGUAUGGAGGGUGGUGGCGGAGGCGGCGACUUUGGCGGUUUCGACUUUGACCCGAGUGCCGAUCCCGAGCUGGCACUGGCCCUGCGCAUGAGUAUGGAGGAGGAGAACGCACGGCAGGCACGGCAGGCACAGUCGGAACAAGAAUCAUCCAACAAGACCAACCUGGAGGGCAUCCAAGAGGAGGGCGAGAACCAGCCCCUGCUGAAUGACCAGGGCGAGCCCAGCGGAAGCGGGUCGUCCAAGAAGGACAGCAAGAAGGACGAUGACACGAUGGACACCUCAUAG